Molecule: messenger RNA, 705 nt
Organism: Melanaphis sacchari
Lineage: Eukaryota; Metazoa; Arthropoda; Insecta; Hemiptera; Aphididae
Product: putative peptidyl-tRNA hydrolase PTRHD1
Exons: 3
Coding region: 99-458 (119 amino acids)
Molecular function (GO): peptidyl-tRNA hydrolase activity
Source: RefSeq, a predicted model, not a curated record
AUCUGAAUUGUAUCCACGUCCCACAAACGGCACAAACACAAAUUAGUAAUUACGCUCAUUCUGAACUCUGAAGCAAGAAGCAAUAAACGUUGUCGACGAUGAAUAACUUGGUACAGUACGUGCUGGUGCGUGGUGACUUGACCAGGAACUUGAAAUGGCCGUCCGGCGCCGUCAUGGCCCAAGCGUGUCAUGCUUGUGUCGCUGUGUUGCACACUUAUUAUUCGGAUCCGGACACGCAAGCGUAUCUAAUGGACCUCAAGAACAUGCACAAAGUCAUCUUGGAAGUACCCGACGAGACUUCCCUGUUGAGCACGGCCGCGGCGCUCGCAACGGACGGCGUGCAGCACGUCGUGUGGAAGGAACAGCCCGAAGACGUGGCCACGUGCUUGGCGCUGAAACCCUGCGCCAAGAGCGCGGUGAGCAAGUACGUGAGGAAGUUCAAGUUGUACAGCGCGUGACGUCGGUGAUAAAUAAUAACGCGUGACCCCACGUGGCGUACACGCCGAACACGCGGGUGGAGUGUAUUAUUGGCGUGAGGGGUGCGUGGGUGCUGCGGGGUGUCCGCCCGUGGGGAUCAACGGCCACCGCCAAUUGACAUCAAUCAUUUAAUUGGCCGCUUCGUGGAAUUCAAUAUAAUAAUAAUAAUAAUAAUAAUAAUAAUAAUAAUAAUACAUAUGUAAUAAAUAAACGACAAUGGUCACCUCA